This is a messenger RNA of Pundamilia nyererei, 813 nucleotides long. Its product is annotated as gap junction beta-4 protein-like. Gene Ontology annotation, molecular function: gap junction channel activity. The record is from RefSeq and is a predicted model, not a curated record. The transcript has 2 exons. NCBI's taxonomy places the organism in Eukaryota, Metazoa, Chordata, Actinopteri, Cichliformes, Cichlidae. Bases 1 to 813 code for a protein of 270 amino acids. Gene Ontology annotation, biological process: cell-cell signaling. Gene Ontology annotation, cellular component: connexin complex.
AUGAACUGGAUCUUCUUGGAGGGUCUCCUCAGUGGGACUAACAAGUACGCCACAAGGUUUGGUCGAAUCUGGCUUGCCAUUGUCUUCAUCUUCAGGCUCUUGGUCUUCUUGGUGGCUUGUGAAAAGGUCUGGGGCGACGAACAAAAGGACUUUGAUUGCAACACCCGCCAGCCUGGUUGUCAAAAUGUCUGCUAUGACCACUACUUCCCCAUCUCUUACACCCGACUCUGGGCUCUCCAGCUGAUCUUUGUGACUUGUCCAUCCCUUCUCGUGACUCUCCACGUUUCCUACAGAAAAGACCGGGAGCGUAAGCACCGGCUAAAGUACGGAGAAGACUGCACACCUCUGUAUGAUAACACAGGAAAGAAACGAGGGGGUCUCUGGUGGACCUACUUUUUCAGCCUGCUGUUCAAGAUAACUGUGGAUGGCGUGUUUGUCUUCCUGCUGUUUUACCUCUACGAAGCUGCAUUCUUUCCUCCACUGGUGAAAUGCAGAGAAGAGCCAUGUCCCAAUGUGGUGGACUGCUACAUUGCGAGGCCAACGGAAAAGAAGAUAUUUACUGUCUUUAUGGUGGUGACCAGCUUUGUGUGUAUUUUCCUCACUCUUUGUGAGGUGUUAUAUCUGUGUGGGAAGAGGUUCCGGGAAUGCUGCAAAAAAGGACCUCGCUCCAUGAGAGACAACUCCUUCAUGAUGACCAGAGUUCCUCUGAGUGGUAAUGAAAACUCAGCCUACAAAGAACCGGUUCUGGAGAAGAGUGUGACCAAUGGAGAACCGGGCCAGAAGGGUUCAGCCCCGCCCUACACCAUAGCCUGA